Messenger RNA from Monomorium pharaonis (pharaoh ant), 2940 nucleotides. Its product is annotated as optineurin. The transcript is spliced from 7 exons. NCBI's taxonomy places the organism in Eukaryota, Metazoa, Arthropoda, Insecta, Hymenoptera, Formicidae. Gene Ontology annotation, biological process: regulation of canonical NF-kappaB signal transduction. Gene Ontology annotation, cellular component: cytoplasm; nucleus. Gene Ontology annotation, molecular function: K63-linked polyubiquitin modification-dependent protein binding. Bases 264 to 2225 code for a protein of 653 amino acids. The record is from RefSeq and is a predicted model, not a curated record.
AGAAAAAAAUUGUUAUCUGCAUUUACUUCGUAUACUUAUAUUACGCUUGGAAAGUUGUUAUUACGUAUUUAGAUUCGGCGGAAGUGAGAAAAUUCGAGACUCAAUAGAAGGCAUUAGAAGGUCGAGUGUGACAAAUCAUGGAUACAUAAAUAUAUUCUCUUUCAUUUUCAUCGCAACUCACACGUAACCACAAAUGCUUCAUAUCAAUUAUAACGCCUAAAUGUUCAAUUAUUGAUCGGUAAUCUUGAUUAAACGAACAAAAUAUGGAACCAGUUCAAUCUGAAAGUCGUAAAGUGAUGGAAAUAAGUGCAGAGAAUAAGGAGCUAUCUUUUAAGUUGGAUGAACCUGUUACUACAGUUUUAAAUUCAAGUUUCUUAAAUGACGUCAAUGGCAGUGAGGACGAAAGCCUUUCUUUUAUUGUGCUUGGGAAAGAUUCUGUAGAUGCCCAGGCUUCCUUGUUGGCUUCCUAUGUUGACAUCCAGCAGAAGAGCAUGUCAAUCGAUUACAAAUCAAUGGUGUCGUCACUGAAUGUGACCGAGAUGCAACAGAGAUUGGUGGACGUGUUGCAGGAAAACGUAAAGUUAAAGGAAACCUUAAGACAGAAUAACGAAUCUAUGAAACAUCAGUUUACUACCUUGGCAGCCUGGCAAGAGGCAGUGACAAAGGUCCAUCAAAAUCACAAACAGAAGUUUGCAGAGACUAAAGAAUUAAUAAACCAUCUUAAGGAGGAAAAUGCAGAGUUAAAAGCUAAACUCUGGAUGUUUCAUCACACUGAGGAUACAGGAUUUGAAACGAUUAAUGCUUCUUCUGAAUCUACCAUUAAUAUUUCUAAUCAAGCAGAACUUGAGCAGAACAUACCCAAACUUACAGAUGCAAUAUCAAAAAUGAAUAUGGAAAAGUAUAAAGAAUACAUAGCAUCUGUAAUAUCUGAGAAAUUUACUGAUAAAGAUCUACAACAACCCUCAAAAGUGGAAAAGGAUUUAGAAUCGGCAAUGAAAUCAUUAAACUAUAGUGACAGCUAUAGUUUUGAAGAAUGUGUAAAAACUGUUGAAAGUCUGAAAUUUUCAGAAGUGUGUUCUGCAAAAGAUCAGGAAAUUGCUUCCUUGAAAGAAUCUAUUGCUUUGCUUAAACAAAAACUACAAUUUGUUCUUAAUCCAAUCAGAUCCCAAGAUUUAUCGGAAACGUCCAAUUUAAAUCGUCAGAAAUUCAUGCAAAAUAUAAAGCAGUAUAACGAUAUGUUGCAAGAAUUAACUGAAUGUUUUAUAAUACAAGUGGGACGUUUUGCUACCAUAGAAAAAAGUUUAAAGGAAAUUACGGAUAUACUUAAACUUGACGAUAACUCAAACAUACAGUGUCAAGAAAAAUUAUCUCAGUGUUGCAAACAAUUAGCUGAUGAGCAAGUACAAAUUAUUACUGAUAGACAAACACUAAUUAAGUCACAAAAUCAAUUUCAAAAGAUAUUUUCUGAUUAUAAUUCUAUCUUAUAUGAAAUGGAAAUAAUUCUCGAUGAAAAUACAAAGUUAAAUUUACAAACAUCAGAACAACUAGAACAGAUUAAAAGCGACAGGCAAUUAUUAGAAGAAGAAAGAAAAAUUCUCGAUCAAGAGAAAAACGACCUAAAGAAAGAAAAAGAAUCGUUCGAAAAUCAGAAAAGUAGCUUAGAUGUGGAACGUGUGUCAUUACAAGAAGAGAAAAAACUUGUGGAACAAGAAAAAAUUACUUUGAAGGAAGAAAAAAUAUCACUUGAUCAUCAAAGUAAGUUAUAUGAAAAUUGCGAGAAAGAUUUACAAAAUGAGAAAAAAACAUUGCAAGUUCGUUACGAACAGUUGACGGGUGAGACAAAUGGUCUGCGACAGGAAAUUGAAGAGAAGAAUACAGAACUUCAAAAAUUGAUGAAGCAACUUUCGCAAAGCGCAGAACAGAUAGAACUGCUAAAAUCGCAAUUAACGGUCUAUGAAGAAGACUUUCAGCAGGAGAAGGGAGUAAAAGAAGUUUUGUUGGAAGAAAAGAUUAAUUUGAGUACAGAACUCGAAAAGCAAAUAAGACUUAACAGAGAAUUACAAGAACUUAAUGACGUUGUCAUAGUUCAUAAUAAAAACUCUAGUAUCAAUUCAGAACAAGCGUCCGAACACUCAAAUGACUCCAUGCGAAUAUGCCCAAAAUGCUUGAUGGCAUUUCAGAAUUUAUCAGAUUUAAUGAAACAUGUUGAAACAUGUAUAAACUAAUCAAAAAUACAUGAGUAUAUAAUCAUAUUUAUAUGUUUUUGUGAAAACAUAUAAGUUUGAUAAUAUAAAUACGCUAAACUGUUUUUGUUAAAACCAAUUAGAGUGCAUACAAAGAGAGUAAGCUUCAUAUUAGCACAUAUGUGUAUUAAUAAUGUAGUCUCUUCUUCUUUCUUAUAUUGUUGAAGUAUUAAUUUCAGUUGAUUUUUGUAUUGAUAAAGAAUAUUUUACAAUAGAUGGCUUUUAAUGUCAUUAUGACGCAUAUAUGAUAAUUUUAUACAUAGACUGGAUACUUCUGUAAUAAUUAGACUAAUGUUAAAAAAUGCCAUACGUUUUAAAUCUAAUUUUAACAAAGUUGUGUAUUAUAGAACAUAUUUAAUGUAUAUAAAAAGCAUAUAUUUUUAGAAAUGCUAGUUUGUAAUUAGUAGGGAUGCACUUUGAAAAAAUAUUCAGAUAUUUUUCGAUAUUUCACACUUGUUAGUGAACAUCUCUAUUUUAAUAUUUGAUAUAAUUUAGAAGGCAGUGCCAAAGAAAGAAAAAGAUUAAUAAUUCUUUUAACAAGAGAUGAUUACAAUGAUAGGAGAAAUAUCUAAAUUUUACACGAGAACAUAAUUUUUACAUUACGUCAUUUAUAUAAUUGUGUACAUCAUAUCUGUACGAAACCGUUAGUUACCUCAUGUAAUAGUAAGUAAAUAAUAAAUAAUUUUGAAAAAACGUA